AUGUUUACAAAAGAAAACUUUAGUGUUUAUGAUAUAAACAAAACAGUUUAAAGCAAUCCAAAUUUAGAAAAUGGUAGUAUUCCAACAAAAUUGGAUUUAAAAACUGCACUGCAAAGCAUAAAGCUAAAAUAAAAGAUAGGUAAUGUUGUCGAUAAAACAGCAGCAAGACGUUAUCAAAAGCUUAAAAAAGAAAAUUUUAGGAUGCUUAAUGAUCUUUCGAUCGUUGUACCAGAAUAGUAGUAUUCAAAAAACUAAACUGACUUUUUUAUAGAUUAAAAAGAAGCCAGUUUUUUAGAAAAAUUAAACAAAUUAUUUCCUCCAUUUAAUCCAUCUUCUAGAAUAAAGCUGAUUUGGGACAUAAGCUAAAUGAUUUUAAGUAUUUGUAUCAUUUUUAUAGUUCCGAUACAUCUCGUAUUCCAAAUAGAUUUAAUGCAAUUAGUACCUUCUGUAAUUGUAUAUACCAUAAUACCAGUUAGCUUAAUAAUAGAAAUAUUUGUCAACUUGAAUACAUCCUGUUUUUUAAAAGGAGUUCUAAUAACAAAUAGACCGAUAAUACUAAAAAAUUACCUCCUUUAAGACUUCAAAUAUGAUCUUGUUUCAAAUAUUCCUCUUUUCAUUUAUUGUCUCAUUUAUGUAAAGACAGAUUAAUCAGAAGAUUAUCAAUUUUACAGGUUCAUUAUUUUAUCAAUCUUUUACAAAGUUCUGUAAUUUGAUAAGGUUUUCAAAAGGAUAGAAGAUGAAUUUCCUUUAAGCACAACUACAAGCAACGUGAUUUCUUUAAUAAAGCUGCUGUUUAGCAUAAUUUUAAAUUUGCACAUUUCUGCUCUUGCAUGGUUGAUUAUGGGUUUCAUUUAAAUCAAAUAAGGAUGUUAAAAUACGUGGAUGGAUGGAGCAAGUAUAUCUAGCGCUGAUUGGUAUGUAUAAUAUAUUUAUUCAUAUUACUUUUCUACUGUUACUAUGAUUACUGUUGGAUAUGGUGACAUUUCUCCUAGAACAGUAGCAGAAAAGGUACUCUGUAUAGUAAAUAUGAUGAUAGCUUGUGGAUAAUUUGCAUACAGUGUCAAUUCGAUAGGAAAUAUAUUUGAAUAAUUUUUUAGAUUAGACAAUGAAAUUAAAGCUAACAUGAAAAUAAUAAAUAAUUACAUGACCAACAAAACAAUAUCAAAAGAUUUAUAGUAUUAAGUGAGGGAAUACUUGGAAUACUACUGGAAACAAGAAAAGGCAAACAAUAGUGAAUUAGAAAAUAAAAUUUUGGAAUAGUUAUCACAUAAAUUGAAAGAUACGCUGCUUAUGGAAGCCAAUAAAAUAGCUCUCAGAGAAAGCCCUAUUUUUAGUACAACAUUUAGUGAGUCUGUGCUAUAAAAAAUUCUUCCUCUAAUAAAAGAAAUAAGAUGCACUCCAGAAGAGAUUAUUUAUCUGAAGGGUGACUAAGAUGACUUAUCGAUAUAUUUUAUUGAAAAAGGAUAGGUAGAGGCAUUUACAUAUUAAAAAACUCCCUUUAACAAAAAAAUGAAGACUGUAAACUCACUUUUCACUUUAAGCACAGGAAAAUUUUUUGGUGAGUAUAGCUUUUUCACUGGAGAACCUAGAGAUAUUAAUUUUAGAAGUUUAGAAUUUACAACUUUAUUGGUGAUAAAAAGAGGAGAUUUCAUAAACCUUUUAAAAGAUUACCCUGAUGAUUAUGAAGUUUUUUGCAUGCUUAAAGAUGAAGCAACUUAUAACAAUGAAAAGAGCUCGAUAAUGAACAAAUGUUAGUGCUGUGACCGAUACGAUCAUUCAUUAUCUCUAUGCCCAGUUAUUCAUUUUGUCCCAUAGAAGUUGAGUGUUAUAAGAUAAUUUUCAACUGGUAGAGAUUAAAAACGAUAAACAAAAAAAAGAAACAGAAAUAAAAAAUGUCAACAUGCAAUUUAUAAUAACUAUGAUCUCCAAGUUAGGAUUGAAGAUUUUGUGAAUGACUACCUAGAUGAAAUUAAGGCAUAUUUUAGAAAAUAUUUUAUUGAAAUGGGCAGAUUUGAUUCAAAUGAAUCUAUACCUUCUUCAGAUAUUAAUUUUGAAGGUUAUGAAGACGAGGAUGAUGAAGACUUUGAAGAUGAUAUGUAAAAUUUAGAAAGUAUAGAUAAAAAACAUAAAUGCACAGAAGAAGAAGUUUAAAAAUUUUUGUAAAUAAAUUAAAAUGAGAAUAAAAGUGAGACUAAUUCGUAAAUAACCAAAACUGGAACUUAGCAAUAAAAGAUUUCAAUUAAUAACAUUUAAAGAUUCAGUCUCUUAGAAAGCUAGAAAGUUAGUUAACCUUUGACAAAUAAUUAAAAUUUAGGAAAUAAUUAGAGUUUUCAAAUGAUACUUAGUAGUCUUGAAUAUGACAAGUGUGAAGAAAAUGUGCAAAAUACGAAUACUUAAAUAUCUAAUGAUAAAAUAAAUUAGCUUUAAGUUUAAAUAAAAAAGCCUGCUUGUUCAAUGAUUAUGGAGGGAUAAGAAAAUGAAUCAUGCAUAAAUUUAAAGGCAGAAGAAGGAUAGAAUAUUUAAGAAUCAUAAGAACAAAAUAUAAUUAAUUUAAAUAGGAAAGCAGGCACUAGGAAAAAAACAAGAUAAACCACUCUGAAUUCUUAAAAACUUUAAAAAUUAUAAUAUCAAAAAUAAGGUACUGUAAAUCAGCAGCUGAAUAAUAAGAAACAAAAUAUUUAAUCUUGCAGUUUAACUCAUCUAUAACAGAUUUUAGAUUUUAUAAAUAAUUUAAAUAUCGAUCUGGAUACUGCUUUAAUAGAAAUGUAGAAACAUAAUAUCUUAACCACAAAUAUUUUAAAUAACCAUAAAUAAAAUCGAAACAGCACAUAAUUUACUAAUCCCAAGCCAAUUUUUUAAUAAUAAGGAGAAAAUUUUAUGAAUUAUCAAAAAAAUACUUAAUAUUCUAAGCCAUCUGAGAAUGGUCAUCAUUCAUUUUUAAGUUUAGCUAUAAAUUAUGAAUCAAUAGAUGAUAUCAUGAGAAAUUAUAAGCUAUACUAUCCCUAGCAUAACAUCUCUAACAUUAUUGAUAAUGUUAUAGAAAAAAGAAGAUAAAAGAGAGAGGAUGAGAGGAAAAAAAUGGAAACACACCUUUAAUAGUAACUCAACUAGUCAGCCAUGAUAACAAAAAGGGUAAGGUAAACUUAACAAAAAGUUCUGAUUGCAAAUAGGUCUUCAAAAUUUGCUGCUUCUAGAUAAUCUUAAAUAACAAACUUUUAAAAGUUAGUAACUAAAAAUUUAAAUGCAGCAAGUUAAUUUUAAGAUGAUGAUGAUUCUUCAUCUAAAAGCUCUGAAGAAUAAUCAUAAGUCUUCCUUGAUAAAUAAAAAACAAUAAAAUCAUCCCGUAAAUCUAAAAAAUCUUUUAAAAAUCUCGAUUGUGACAGUCAAAACAACAAACAAUUAAACAAUUAGUAAUAAGAAGAUUUGGAUUAAAGCAAAGCUAACAGUGAUGAUUAACAAUAAGAAAAGUAGAAUAUUAAGAGCUAAACAAGUUUAAAGAAAAUUGAAAAUAUAGUUGAAGAUGAAGUUGAAAAAGAAGAUCCUAUCCAUAAAAUUUAGAUGCAACUGCUUUUUAAUGAUGUAGACUCUCUUUCAGCAUCAAAAUUUAGUAAAUAUAAUACGUUGUAAAUGGAAGAUUGCCAAGAUAAAAGUAAUAAUCAUAACAAUUCUUAAUCCCCAUUUGCAGUCAUGUAUAAAAAUGUUGAAGCAAAUUAUGAAGCACAAAGUAUUAAUGAAUUAGAAUACAAUAAAAUAUGUAAAUAUAAUAGCUUUGUAAAGGAUUGA
Messenger RNA from Tetrahymena thermophila SB210, 3783 nucleotides. RefSeq names its product cation channel family protein. The record is from RefSeq and is a predicted model, not a curated record. The transcript has 6 exons. Lineage: Eukaryota; Ciliophora; Oligohymenophorea; Hymenostomatida; Tetrahymenidae.